Molecule: messenger RNA, 4091 nt
Organism: Protopterus annectens (West African lungfish)
Lineage: Eukaryota; Metazoa; Chordata; Ceratodontiformes; Protopteridae
Gene: G3BP2
Product: G3BP stress granule assembly factor 2
Exons: 13
Coding region: 352-1854 (500 amino acids)
Cellular component (GO): cytosol; ribonucleoprotein complex
Molecular function (GO): mRNA binding
Source: RefSeq, a predicted model, not a curated record
UAUUUGCUCUGACGUUGUGACAGUGGGGCCGGGGUUCUUGGGCCUGCAGUGCAGGGGUAGGACAAUAAAGAGACACUUCACGUUUAAAUGGUUUACAGCUGCCUAUGUAGCGUAUCUGAUGUUUAUGAGACUAUGGUUUAUGUUAGGUGGCACUUUUAAAGGAGGAUUAUCGCCGAUUUAGGCAGCUUUCUAGUGUUUCUUCGCUGUAGGCAUUUGUCUUUUUUUACGAUUUUCGCGUUCUGAUUCCUGUACUGCCAAUUACGCUACAUUAGGAUUGGAUGUGUUCGGGGUGUUGAGACUAAACUGAGUAGGAGGAUUGGUGUUUCUGAGAGUGGCCCAGGGUUUGGGUGGAUGUCACCACUAAGCAGUAGCCUGCAAGCAAUGUUGCGUUCAAAACAUACCAAAGAGAUGGUGAUGGAGAAGCCAAGUCCCCUACUUGUAGGGAGGGAGUUUGUGCGACAGUACUAUACCUUACUAAACAAGGCACCAGAUUUCUUACACAGGUUUUAUGGCAGAAACUCGUCUUACGUUCAUGGAGGACUUGAUGCCAAUGGACAGCUCGCUGAAGCAGUUUAUGGCCAAGCUGAGAUUCACAAGAAGGUUAUGUCCCUACAAUUCUCUGAAUGCCAUACGAAGAUUCGCCAUGUGGAUGCUCAUGCAACUCUAAAUGAUGGAGUAGUUGUACAGGUUAUGGGUGAACUCUCAAAUGGAGGGCAGCCAAUGAGGAAAUUCAUGCAAACAUUCGUACUGGCACCAGAAGGGUCCGUUCCUAACAAAUUCUAUGUCCACAAUGACAUUUUCCGCUAUGAGGAUGAAGUAUUUGAUGACUCUGAGCCUGAACUGGAUGAAGAAUCUGCAGAUGAAGUGGAGGAAGAACAUGAAGAACAGCCACCAACUCCUGAACAUGUGCAGGAGACUACUAAUGGACCUUUUGGUGACUCUCACUCUGUACUCAAUGGGGAUGCAAAUGAGACUUUGGAAGAAGUGGUACUUGAACAGGAACUGGAAGUAGAGCCAGAAUCAAAAUCAGAGGAGCCCAAGCCAGAACCAGAGGAAAAACACAGUGAAGAGAGGGAGGAAAGCACACCUCCUCCUGUCCCUGCAGAGCCAGUUUCCCCACCCCAGGAGCCACCAAAGGCUUUCUCCUGGGCCUCAGUGACCAGUAAAAACCUGCCUCCUAGUGGUACUGUUCCUUCCACGGGAUUUCCACCCCAUGUUGUAAAAGCACCAGCCUCACAGCGAGGUGAAACAAAAUCCGAAGCUCAGAUUCUGUCUCCACGAAUGCGUGACCAGCGUCUUCGUGAUCGACCAGGAUUAAUUUCAAGAGGACCAAGACCUGGUAGAGAAGGGGAACAAAAUGAAUUUGACAGUCGGCGGAUUUUCCGGUACCCUGACAACCAUCAGCUUUUUGUUGGCAACUUGCCCCAUGACAUUGAUGAAAAUGAGCUGAAAGAGUUCUUCAUGGGUUUUGGAAAUGUCAUGGAACUUCGUAUCAACACAAAAGGAGUUGGAGGAAGGCUGCCUAACUUUGGAUUUGUUGUGUUUGAUGAUUCAGAGCCAGUUCAGAAGAUUUUAAAUUCCAAGCCAGUUAUGUUUCGUGGUGAAGUACGUUUGAAUGUAGAAGAAAAGAAAACAAGAGCUGCACGGGCAAGAGAGGCACCAGGUGGAGAUGAUCGCAGAGAUGUCCGGCGGAAUGACAGAGGCCUAGGGGGUCCUCGUGGAAUUGGAGGCGGUGGGAUGGUGCGCGAUCGUGAUGUGCGAGGACCACCACCAAGGGGAGGCAUAACACAAAAGCCAGCUAGUGGCAGAGGAAAUGGUUCAGGAGAAAACCGUUUUAUAGGGCAGCGACGCUGAAACACCACUGUUGAGGAGGUUAGCAGUGGUACUGUGUUCUUUGCAUUCAAGUUAAUUUCCUUUUUUUUGGCUUCAGGAAGUGAUGCAGCCUUUUGAUCCAGUUCACGUGAAAACUGGCUUUAGUUAACUGUUCAACUGAGGUAUAGGAUUCAUGCACUUAAUUUAUAUAUUACUACAGCCUCAAGAAUUUUGGACAGAAGAAGACCCUUAAAACAACUUAAGUAGAAAAGAACGUGCCUAGCUGAUUUAGUCCUGUUAAAAAAAAAAUCUGCACAUUUUGUAAAAGUGUUAACUGUUUUUUCCAGUUUACAGUUAAAGGCUGCAAGUCAGGAAGCUUGCCUUCAUUUUCUUCUGUAGAACUUGUAGCUGAAAAAAAACUUGCAUUUAUGCACUCAGAAUGCACUAAUGGGUACUGUAGUCAUUUUCUUUCACAGUUGUGGGAGGUGGUAGGGAAAAAUCUACCAUAGUCCACUUGAACAGAAAUGCUGGUGUAUGAUGCAGGCAUCUUGCUUGCUUGUCUGUAUUAAAGAUAUUUACACAUAAACCUUAAGUUAUGCUUAAAACCUAAUAGAGUGGGGAAGAGCAAUUAAAAAGCUGUUAAGUGAAAGUCCUAAGUGCUAAACAUUUGGCUCUGUUUUUCUUCUGCUGUAGAACUGAUAUGGCUGGGCUGCUCAGUACGCCUUUCCUCUGCCUUUAAAUGGCAGUAUGUGGUAAAACUCGUAGGUUGACUUUGUUUUUCAGGUCGCUUUGUUAAAAAUAACAUAGCGUGAUGGUGCCUUUUAAAAUGUCAUUCCAGUUCUGCUUUAGACUGUACAGCACGAUGUUUUGGUUGUUUUGUUCUGAAAGGCAGACAGCCUUUGUCUCGCAGAGUCACAGUGGAGAUGAGUCACAGUAUCCUUAGUUGGGUAGAUACAUAAAACAUUCCCUUUUUGUUUUAUCAGAACAGAAAUGUGAUAGUGAUUGUGCUUCAGAAUGAAUGCUGGAGUAUUUUGUAAUUUUUGUUUUUGUUACUUGAGUUCUUGUAAUUAAAAUGUGGGGUAUACCCCAAGCACAAAAUGUAUUGCAAAAGCCAUUGAUACAGGUCUUUUGUUUCCUUUAGUGUUUACAUGUGAUUUUAGUCAUUUUUUUUCAUGUUCUAUAUUUCAGUAGUUUAGGUAUGCAGGGCGACGUAAAGCACACUAAGGAUACUGUACCUUUGAACAAAACAGCAGCUUUAAAUGUUUACAUUUUCUAGUUUGUGUACUGUGUACCACAUGCUUCAUGAUUUCUUUGAGAAACAAUUAUGUAAAAAAAAUCUGCAUAGUAAACUGCUGUGGUUAUGGAUUUUUUGUAAUCACAGGGUUUAGUGUUAUUGUUGCCUUCCCCAUUGUGACUGUUAAGGGAAGUGUUCACUUUUCUUGAAUGUACUGUUUACUUGAAUAUCAGAAAGCAGCAAGACACAACCGGGUCAGACAUUUGCAGAACUGAAUUAACAGCCUGGUAUAUUUAUGCUUUUUGAAAAAUGAAUGUGACCAUUUAAAGCUGCUGUAAGCAUGGAAGACCUCAUCACUUGUGGCUGUUAGUAUAGUUUAUUCAUGUAGCCGCAGCGGUAUAGUUGUGUAAUGGAAGCUGGUAACUGGAUUUCUCAAAUUGCCAUAUGCACAAAGGAAUGUUGGCAUGCUGAGUAUUUGCUGCUUUACUACAUUGUAAAAGUGAUUUAUCUCGUAAAUCAGAGGUCUUCCUUGAGUGACGGCAAGUUUUGCACUACUUCAUAUAUUUCUGGGAUAUCAGUCAUGUGAUGGAACUUUCAUUUCCCCACCCACCUUUGGGAGUCAUUGUGUGUGUGAACUUCAACCUCACAGGGCAAGGAAAGGUUUAGACUCUAUUAUGUUUAUCCUUUCUCUUCCUUCAUACUUGAAAUAAAGUUUUGGACUUGGGCUUCUUGUGUUGUCACUGUAGAGUAAGUUUGUUUCAUUUUCUCAUUUGCUAAAAGGGUACAAUGAUUAUCCUUAACCCUUACCAGCACCAAACCUCUUGAUAAUGGCAACUACUGUGGAGUAUCUGAAAAUACAUUAGAAUUUUGUGAGCUAUGGAGUGUUCGUCUGAAUGCUGUGAAUUAAAACUAAGCAUUGUACUUGUGUUUGGUGAAUGGUAAACUGCCUACUUUAAUGUAGUCCUGUUUGUUUCCCUUCUGGUACCUCCAAAAGCAAAGACUGUAAAAAUUCUUCUGUGUUGAUAGUAAAUGUUGAUUUCACGUU